AUGGAUCGCUUCCAUCUGCUGAACCCCGCAAUUGUGUUUGACGAAGGAGUCGUCCAACAAUACGUUUCGGUUGAAAUUGUGGAUGAUGACGCUUUUGAAUAUGUCCCGGACAAAAUCACGCUUCAGUUCAGUAUUUUAGACGGUGGAGCGUUGAACGGGGAGCAUACUACCUGCACUCUGACGGCGGCCGACGACGGAGACGUCUCUUUGCCGAAACAAUGCACAAAUCUACGCAAAACGUCCGUCACUGGUGGUGCGCUGGGGCUUCAGUGGACUGCACCGUUAGAUCACGGAGGGUUAAAGGAAAUUCUGGACUACUCCGUGAGCGUAACCACUGGUAACCAAUUGGUGAAGACGCAGAUUUCAUUAACGGAAACGACGGUCGUAUACGGGCUGACUCAGUCAACUACGUACCAGAUUGCUGUUCAGGCUAGAAAUUCCCGGUGGACUGGAGUAGCAUCUCCAUCACUAUUGGUUGCAACUCUCGCCGCAACACCUCCAACUGCGCCUAUGAACAUUCACGUGACAAGUGCUUCCAGUUCCAUGGUAACCCUUUCGUGGGAUGCCCCGCUGGACGACGGAGGAUCUCCGAUAGUCUCGUAUACGGUA
Phytophthora sojae is the source of this 609-nucleotide messenger RNA. RefSeq lists its product as hypothetical. The transcript has a single exon. The record is from RefSeq and is a predicted model, not a curated record. Lineage: Eukaryota; Oomycota; Peronosporomycetes; Peronosporales; Peronosporaceae. The annotation marks the transcript as partial. Gene Ontology annotation, molecular function: protein binding.